Heterobasidion irregulare TC 32-1 is the source of this 183-nucleotide messenger RNA. RefSeq lists its product as uncharacterized. Lineage: Eukaryota; Fungi; Basidiomycota; Agaricomycetes; Russulales; Bondarzewiaceae. The record is from RefSeq and is a predicted model, not a curated record. The coding region runs from base 1 to 183 and encodes 60 amino acids. The transcript is spliced from 2 exons.
AUGGAUGCUGCGAAUCUGAGCCGCAAUUUCAUGGGCCAAGGCCAGCCGCCCAAGAACAGAAUGGUUCUUGGGACCAUAGGUUUAGUCGCCUUGACCGCCGCGGCGUACUAUUGGGGCUACAGGGACGUCGAUAAGAGGCACCCUGAGAUGUCUCCAGAAAAACACCGUGAGUCGCCAGUCUAG